Molecule: messenger RNA, 192 nt
Organism: Eruca vesicaria subsp. sativa (arugula)
Lineage: Eukaryota; Viridiplantae; Streptophyta; Magnoliopsida; Brassicales; Brassicaceae
Source: the annotation of a GenBank genome assembly
AUGAGCCACAUUAGGGCAAUGGCUGAGAUGUUUGAUGUUAUUGCAGAAACAAACCCAACCCUUGCACAGAUGUGGCGAUCUAGACGUUCGACAAUCAACCCCGAUCCAACUCCAGAAGAGCAGGCGACUGCGGAGCAAGCAGCCGAGGAGCAUACCUCCCAAUUUUUCGAAAACAUUAAUCUUAAUAAUUAG